Molecule: messenger RNA, 9655 nt
Organism: Pseudoliparis swirei
Lineage: Eukaryota; Metazoa; Chordata; Actinopteri; Perciformes; Liparidae
Gene: tenm3
Product: teneurin transmembrane protein 3
Biological process (GO): neuron development; signal transduction; heterophilic cell-cell adhesion
Cellular component (GO): neuron projection; membrane
Molecular function (GO): protein homodimerization activity; protein heterodimerization activity; cell adhesion molecule binding
Source: RefSeq, a predicted model, not a curated record
UCAGAAAACAGGCGUGUGUUCUUUAUAUCCUCACCAACGAAGAGAGAGGGAAAAAAGCGAGGGGACGACAGAGACGGGGGUGUAUUAUUCUUUUUCGCGUCAGCAGCAGGACGACUCCGAGUGUUCAUGCGUGCCUGAAAGGAUCCUAUGUGUUUUUUGGGAGCAUUAACCCUUCAAGCCGGGCGACACUGAAGUACUCACACACACAAGGUUCUCCAAUGCCCUCCCCCUCCUGUCCAUCAUCUGUCAUUGACCACUCACAUCCUCAAUCAGCCAGUCCGCAUGGCCAACUGUCAUUAGUCGACGUGGCUGAGCCAGACGAAGAGGAGGAGGAAGAAGAAGAGGAGUAUGCAGCCAGAUUGUAUUUACCUGUAACACAUGAGCAACCAUCCAAUCACCACGGCUCCACCCUGCCUCCGGUACCUCCCCCUCACCGCCAGCAGCCCUUAGUGACAGCUCUCAACCAGUCCCUGGGAUCCACGCACCACGCUGGCCAUUCGCUGAAUUCGGCUCGGCAUCUAACCCCUCCUACUGGAAACCCGGCCCUUGUGGCCGGCCAAUCACCAGCCGAGCUGCAGACCACGCCCCCCGAGAGCGUCCCGCUGCAAGACAGCUGGGUGCUGGGCAGCAAUGUGCCACUGGAAACAAGGCACUUCCUCUUUAAGACAGGCACAGGCACCACCCCCCUCUUCUCCACGGCAACUCCUGGCUACACUAUGGCAACCGGCUCAGUGUACUCCCCGCCCACCAGGCCGCUGCCGAGGAACACCCUGUCCCGCUCUGCCUUCAAGUUCAAGAAAUCCUCCAAGUACUGCUCAUGGAGGUGUACAGCCCUCAGUGCCGUAGGACUAUCUGUACUGCUCUCUGUCCUGCUCUGUUAUUGCAUAGCCAUGCACCUGUUUGGUCUAAACUGGCAGCUUCAGGAGAGUGAAGGAUAUGGGGCGUUUGAAAACGGAGGAGGGGGAAGAGAUACAACUCCCAACACCUUUAUGGUGUCCACAGACAAUGGUAAAAUGUUUCUUCGAGAGAACAAUACCAUAGACAUAGGGGAGGUGGAUGUGGGACGACGAGCCAUACAAGAUGUCCCACCAGGUGUGUUUUGGAGGUCUCAGUUAUACAUUGACCAACCGCAGUUUUUGAAAUUCAACAUCUCCGUCCAGAAAGACGCUCUUGUUGGAGUGUAUGGACGCAAAGGCCUGCCACCGUCACACACACAGUACGACUUUGUGGAGCUACUGGACGGGAGUCGCCUCAUUAGAGACAAACGAGCGCUCAGUGACGCGGACGCAGGACAUGCACGCAUAGCCGGUGCACAUGAGGAAGAGUCUGGAGGAGGAGUCCGACGCAAGCGCUCAGUGAACGUGCACGAGGCUGGAUUCAUCCAGUACCUGGACACAGGCAUCUGGCAUCUGGCUUUUUACAACGACGGACACAACACAGAACAAGUCUCUUACAAUACCAUCGUCAUAGAGUCGAUUAUGGAGUGUCCUCAGAAUUGUCAUGGAAACGGAGAUUGUCUCUCAGGAAUAUGCCACUGUUUCCCAGGGUUUCUGGGGCCUGACUGCUCUCGAGCUGCCUGCCCAGUGCUGUGCAGUGGCAAUGGCCAGUACUCCCGUGGCCGGUGCCAGUGCUACAGCGGGUGGAAAGGCACUGAGUGCGAUGUGCCAGCCAACCAGUGCAUCGACAUCCACUGUGGAGGACACGGCAUCUGCAUCGUGGGCGCCUGCAUCUGCAACACUGGUUAUAAGGGCGACAAUUGUGAAGAAGUGGACUGCAUAGACCCCAGUUGUUUGGCCCAUGGGGUGUGUAUUCAUGGUGAGUGUCACUGUCAGCUUGGCUGGGGCGGAGCCAGCUGUGAGAUUGCAAAGGCCAUGUGUCCUGACCAGUGUUCGGGUCACGGCACCCACAACGCAGAGACCAGCACCUGUACCUGCGACCAGAACUGGACUGGGCCCGACUGCUCCUUAGAGGUGUGUGUGGUGGAAUGUGGCAGCCACGGCGUCUGCUACGGCGGCGCGUGUCGAUGCGAGGAGGGCUGGACAGGACCGGUGUGUGGCCAGAAGGCCUGCCACCCUCUGUGCAGCAAGAACGGAGUGUGUAAGGAGGGGAAGUGUGAGUGUGACCAGGGAUGGACAGGGGAGCACUGCAAUAUUGAGGGUUGUCCAGGUCUCUGCAACAACAACGGACGGUGCACUCUGGAGGCCAGCGGCUGGCACUGCAUCUGCCAAUCAGGAUGGAGAGGGGCGGGAUGUCACGUGGCCAUGGAAACCCUCUGUACCGACGGCAAGGACAACGAAGGAGAUGGCCUGGCUGACUGUAUGGAUCCAGACUGCUGUUUGCAGCCCUCCUGUCAGAACCAGUUAUACUGCAAAGGGUCACCUGACCCGGGAGAGGUGCUCAGCCAGUCUCCAUCCUCAUUGGUUCCUCAGCAAGCAGCCAGGUCUUUCUACCAGCGAAUCUAUUUCUUAGUUGGUCCUGAAUCCACUCACGUCAUCGCUGGAGACAGUCCGUUCAAUAAAAGCUUGGUGUCGAUAAUUCGAGGUCAGGUGUUGACAGCUGACGGAACUCCUCUGAUUGGAGUCAACGUGACGUUUGUCCACUAUGCUGAGCAUGGAUACACUGUAACGCGCAAGGAUGGCAUGUUCGAUCUACUAGCCAAUGGUGGGGCAUCCCUAACAUUGAGUUUUGAGCGUGCUCCCUUCCUCACUCAGUACAGAACUGUGUGGGUGCCAUGGAAUGUCUUCUAUGUAAUGGACACACUGGUCAUGAAGAAGGAGGAGAAUGACAUUCCCAGCUGUGACCUUAGUGGCUUCAUCAGACCCAGUCCUGUCAUCGUUGCGUCUCCUCUUUCUACGUUUUACAGAAGUUCAAUUGAGUAUGGCCCCAUCAUACCUGAAACACAGGUUUUACAGGAAGAAACCUCAAUCCCAGGCAGCAAUCUCAACCUGAUCUACCUGAGCUCCAGAGCAGCGGGGUAUAGACCCAUCCUUAAAGUCACCAUGACCCAAUCAUCAAUACCUUUCAACCUGAUGAAGGUUCACCUGAUGGUGGCAGUGGUGGGACGCCUUUUCCAGAAAUGGUUCCCCGCCCAACCAAAUCUCUUCUACACCUUCAUCUGGGACAAGACCGAUGCCUAUGGCCAACGUGUCUAUGGACUAUCCGAGGCAGUUGUGUCGGUGGGGUUUGAAUACGAGUCCUGCCUGGACCUCAUCCUCUGGGAGAAGAGAACGGCCAUUUUGCAAGGCUACGAGCUGGAUGCUUCCAACAUGGGAGGUUGGACGCUGGAUAAACAUCACAUCCUGGAUGUACAAAAUGGUAUACUGUACAAGGGCAAUGGUGAGAACAUAUUCAUAUCCCAGCAGCCCCCGGUCAUCAGCAGCAUCAUGGGAAAUGGACGUCGGCGCAGCAUCUCCUGCCCCAGCUGUAACGGGCAGGCAGAGGGCAACAAGCUGCUGGCGCCUCUGGCUCUGGCCUGCGGAGCAGAUGGCAGCAUCUUCGUUGGAGACUUCAACUACAUCAGGAGGAUCUUCCCCUCCGGGAAUGUUACCAGUGUCAUGGAGCUGAGCAACAACCCUGCUCACCGCUACUAUUUAGCCACCGACCCAGUAACAGGGCAGCUGUACGUGUCGGACACCAACUCUCGACGAAUCUACCGACCCAAGAUGCUCAGCGGUGCCCGUGACCUCAUCAGUAAUGGAGAAGUAGUGGCUGGUACAGGUGAACAAUGCCCUCCAUUCGAUGAAGCACGUUGUGGAGAUGGAAGAAAAGCUACAGAAGCACAGCUACUGGGACCAAAAGGCAUCGCAGUUGAUAGAAACGGUUUGAUCUACUUUGUGGACGGGACUAUGAUCAGGAAAGUGGAUCGUAAUGGAAUCAUCUCCACAGUGCUGGGCAGCAACGACCUGACGUCUGCACGACCUUUGACCUGCGACACCAGCAUGCACAUAAGACAGGUUCGGUUAGAAUGGCCCACAGAUCUAGCCAUCAAUCCCAUGGAUAACUCCAUCUACAUCCUGGACAACAACGUUGUGUUGCAGAUCACUGAAAAUAGACAGGUUAGUAUCGUGGCAGGUCGUCCCAUGCACUGCCAAGUACCUGGUAUAGAAUAUACUAUGGGAAAGAGAGCGGUCCAGACCAUGCUUGAGGGAGCUACAGCCAUCGCCUUGUCCUACAGCGGUGUUCUCUACAUCGCAGAGACGGACGAGAAGAAAAUUCACCGCAUCCGACAGGUGUCGACUGAUGGAGAAAUGACCCAUCUAGCUGGAGAGCUAUCUGACUGUGACUGCAAGAACGAUGCCAACUGUGACUGCUAUCAAACAGGAGAUGGCUAUGCUAAAGACGCAAGGCUUAAUUCUCCUUCAUCUUUGGUGGUGUCUCCGGAUGGGACGCUGUACAUGGCUGAUCUGGGUAACAUCAGGAUUCGAGCUAUACGAUGCAACCAGCCACCUACUGGCUCUCUGGCUUCAGGUCCCAGCUCCUAUGAAGUGGCCUCUCCAGCCUCCCAAGAGCUCUACGUGUUUGAUGGGAAUGGGACUCACCAGUUCACCAUGUCUCUGGUCACUGGAGACUAUAAAUACAACUUCAGCUACAGCAAUGAGGAGGAUGUAACUGCGGUGACAGACAGCAGCGGGAAUACCCUCCGUAUCCGUAGAGAUACCAACAGGCUGCCUGUACGUGUGGUCGCUCCUGACAACCAGGUCAUCUGGCUGACCAUCGGGACUAACGGCGGUCUGAAGACUCUGACGGCUCAGGGUCAAGAACUAGUCUUUUUUAGUUACCAUGGCAACAGUGGUUUGCUUGCCACCAAAAGCCUCCAAAUAGGCUGGACUACCUUCUAUGACUAUGACAGCGAGGGUCGUCUGACUAAUGUGACCUUCCCCACCGGCGUGGUGACCAAUCUCCACGGCGACAUGUCGUCAGGGGUGGUUGCUGUGGACAUCGAGAUGUCAGGGAGCGAUGAGGAUGUUUCCAUCACAACCAACCUGUCAUCAAUAGACUCUUUCUACACGCUGGUGCAAGACCAGCUUCGUAACAGCUACCAGGUGGGUAAUGACCAUUCGCUGCGGGUCAUCUAUGCCAAUGGGAUGGACACACACUACCAGACGGAGCCACAUAUACUGGCAGGUGCUGCUAACCCAACUGUAGCCCGACGCAACAUGACACUGCCGGGAGAGAAUGGCCAGAACCUGGUGGAGUGGAGGUUCAGGAAGGAACAGACACGCGGAAAAGUAAUCGUCUUUGGGAGGAAGCUCAGGGUGAACGGUAGGAACCUGCUGUCUGUGGACUACGAUCGUUCACUGCGAACAGAGAAAAUUUAUGAUGACCACAGGAAGUUCUUGCUGAAGAUCAUCUAUGACACCCAAGGCCAUCCGACACUUUGGGUUCCCAGCAGCAAGCUACUGUCAGUUAACCUGACCUACUCCAGUACGGGGCAGGUGACAGGUCUCCAAAGGGGUCCAACCACAGAGAGGUGGGAGUACGACAGUCAGGGAAGAAUCACUUCCCGAGUCUUUGCUGACGGAAAGACGUGGAGCUACACAUACUUGGACAAGUCCAUGGUCUUGCUGCUGCACAGCCAGCACCAGUACAUCUUUGACUAUGACUCAGGGGACCGACUGUCAGCGGUUACCAUGCCCAGCGUGGCUCGACACACCAUGCAGACUAUCAGAUCCAUCGGAUACUACAGGAACAUCUACAACCCCCCAGAGAGCAACGCCUCCGUCACUGUGGACUACUCUGAAGAUGGACAGCUCCUCAAGGUUGCCCAUCUGGGCACUGGCCGCUGCAUACUCUACAAAUAUAGGAGACAGAACAAGCUGGCAGAGAUCCUCUAUGACUCAACGCGGGUCAGUUUCACAUACGAUGAGACCGCUGGUGUGCUUAAGACCGUCAACCUGCAGAGCGAAGGCUUCAUCUGCUCCAUCCGGUAUCGCCAGAUUGGCCCUCUUGUUGACCGGCAAAUAUUCCGCUUCAGCGAGGACGGGAUGGUGAACGCACGCUUUGACUACACCUACGACAACAGCUUCAGAGUCACCAGCAUGCAGGCUGUAAUCAAUGAGACACCACUGCCAAUCGAUCUCUAUCAGUUUGAUGAUAUUUCUGGGAAGGUGGAGCAGUUCGGGAAGUUUGGAGUCAUCUAUUAUGAUAUCAAUCAGAUCAUCUCCACUGCAGUGAUGACCUACACCAAACACUUCGACCAGCACGGCCGCAUCAAAGAGAUCCAGUAUGAGAUCUUCAGGUCUCUGAUGUACUGGAUCACCAUUCAGUACGACAACAUGGGCCGAGUCACCAAGCGGGAGAUCAAGAUUGGACCGUUUGCCAACACAACCAAAUAUGGUUACGACUAUGACGUUGACGGACAGCUACAGACGGUCUCCCUCAAUGAGAAGAUGAUGUGGAGGUAUAAUUAUGACCUUAAUGGAAAUCUGCAUUUGCUGAACCCGGGCAACAGCGGUCGCUUGACCCCUCUACGCUUUGACCUGAGAGACAGAAUAACUCGUCUGGGAGAUGUUCAGUACAGACUGGAUGAAGACGGUUUCCUCAAACAGAGAGGAGCCGAGAUAUUUGAAUACAACUCCAAAGGUCUUCUAAUUCGUGUCUACAGUAAAGCGUCCAGCUGGACCAUCCAGUACCGUUACGACGGUUUGGGCCGGCGGGUGGCUUCUAGAAACAGUCUGGGUCAACACCUGCAGUUCUUCUACGCUGACCUGAAGUACCCCACCAGGAUCACCCACGUCUAUAACCACUCCAGCUCCGAGAUCACCUCCUUUUACUACGAUCUGCAGGGCCAUGUGUUUGCGAUGGAGAUCAGCAGUGGAGACGAGUUUUAUAUUGCAUGUGAUAAUACCGGGACCCCUCUGGCUGUCUUCAGCAACAACGGACUGUUGCUUAAACAGGUGCAGUACACGGCAUACGGGGAGGUUUACUUUGAUUCCAACCCCGACUUUGUGCUGGUGAUUGGUUUCCAUGGAGGCCUGUAUGAUCCUCUGACACGACUGCUGCACUUUGGAGACCGAGACUACGACAUCCCAGCUGGAAGGUGGACCACUCCUGACAUCAGCACAUGGACGCGUGUUGGUAAAGACCCAAAGCCCUUCAACCUCUACAUGUUCCGAGGCAACAACCCCAUCAGCAAGAUUCAGCAGGUCAAAGAAUAUGUCACAGAUAUCAAUAUCUGGUUGGUCACUUUUGGCUUCCAUCUCCACAACGCCAUCCCAGGGUUCCCCAUUCCUAAGUUUGACCUGACGCAACCGUCACUGGAGAUGAAGAAGAGCCAGCUGUGGGACGACCUGCCUUCUAUCACAGGUGUCCAGCAGGAGGUCACUCGCCAGUCUCGGGCCUUCCUGUCCUUUGAGCGCAUGCCAGAGAUCCAGCUCAGCCGGCGGCAUCCCGACCACGCCCGACCCUGGCUGUGGUUCGCCACUGUCAAGUCUCUGAUUGGCAAGGGAGUGAUGUUCGCCGUGAUCCAAGGCCGCGUGGUGACCAACACCCUCAACAUUGCCAAUGAGGACUGCAUCAAAGUGGCUACGGUCCUAAACAAUGCAUUUUACCUGGAAGACCUCCAUUACACAGUGGAGGGACGAGACACGCACUCCUUCAUCAAGACCAGCCUGCCGGAGAAAGACCUCAGCGCGCUGCGGCUCACCUCGGGCAGGAAGUCUCUGGAAAACGGUGUGAACGUCACCGUGUCCCAGUCGACGACGGUGAUGAACGGGAGGACGCGGCGCUUCGCUGACGUGGAGCUGCAGUAUGGCGCCCUGGCCCUCCACGUGCGGUACGGGACGACACUGGACGAAGAGAAGACGCGAAUCCUGGAGCACGCCAGGCAGAGGGCGCUGGCGAGCGCCUGGGCCCGCGAGCAGCAGCGGGUGAGAGACGGGGAGGAAGGAGUUCGGCUGUGGACGGAGGGAGAGAAACGGCAGCUGCUGAGCAGCGGGAAGGUUUUGGGUUACGACGGCUACUACGUGUUGUCCAUCGAGCAGUAUCCAGAGCUCGCCGACAGCGCCAACAACAUGCAGUUCCUGCGGCAGAGUGAGAUCGGCAGGAGGUAACACGGCACCAACCUACGGCUCGUUUCUACUGCGACUGUCAAAGACUAACAACAAGUUCAGUUUUAACACAAAGUGGAUGUCACAGGCUGGACUGUCCUGCAACUCAAAAAUAGCCACUGAAGAGACCCUAUGUUUGCAAAUUAGUUUUAUUCUGAGAAGUAGGAUAUAUAGCGAACGAUCACUUCAACGCAAAUGACCCCAAACACAAACUGCAGUUGUGAUGGUUAAAAACAAUCUUCAUGCGCCUGCAACAAGGUUUAGUCUUUGGACCAACGCCUUUUCUCUCACUCUUUUCUAUCUAUACUUUCUUUCUUUCACCCUGUUGUCUGCCUUUUAACAGCAUGCACGCAUGCCCCUCCCCCUCUCUCUGGUAGGCGGGGCUAACCUGAGUGCUAUAAUCGUGUGCUAUCUGGCUGUGAAACAGUGGGAUGGAGAGACUGGUUCAAACAGCCGAGCAUUUAGACAGUUGUAAACUGUCCGAGCGGUCGCCAUAACAACCGUCUGUGGAUCCCUCACAGAUGUUGCAGGUAUCAUAUCUGUGCGGGUCACUCUGGGUUACACGAGCAGUCGGAUCUAUUGUCUCCAUGGCUGAAGAGGAACUGGAACUGGUGUGGACUCUAAGAGAGACGGGCACAAAAAGGACUAUUUGUACGAGGGGAAACAAAAAAAGACUUUAUUUUCUGUUUGGAUUUUUUUUAAUUUUUUAAAUAUAUAUAUAUGUAAACUUGCAUUUGCUUCAGACAAAAAGGGGAUACAAAAAUGAACAAAAAUACAUUUACAUACUAUUACCUAUACCACUAUUACUACAAUUAUUACACCACCACCACCGGAAUGAACCAUGAUCUGAACUAAACAAAACGUUGCGUUGUGUUUCCGUUUCCUUCUUAUCUACUAUCUGUUUGGUCAGUUUUAAAACCUCCUUCUCAUCCCCGUCCUUCUACAAGUCGAUAACAUUGUAUCGUGUCAGACUCCAAUCAACAGGUUUGUGAGAGACGGUGCUGCGGCUGUAUCGGGUUCUCUUCGGACCAAGUGGGCUCACCGGUCCGGUGAAGCACUGGUCCCCUGUCCACCCAGGAGCCCUUCACUUCUGCUAAAUGUGACUCAUGUGCUUUUAUCGGUCAACGGUAGUAGUAUUGCUUGCAAUAGAAACAUAUUGUCAUGGCUUUGGGGGGCUGGGUUGCUGUGAGUAGUAACUAAUCGCUGCUUCUUUCCUCGUUUUUUGCUCGUUUCUCCUUAAAGGGACAGUGCAUUGCCAUCAGUGACUUUAAUGAGUAACAGUAACAGAUCAAAAUCGAUGUGGAUGUUUUCUCAUUGAUUGUGGGUCUCUGUACUCUCAUAGAGGAGUUUUCUUUGUGUAUAUGUGUGUUUACAAGGUUGGGAAGGCAUCUUAAAUCAUUUUAAGGAAAGAACAGGAACUUUACACAGUGUUAACGUCAUAUGCCACCAAUCUUUUUUCAGAGACGAGUUGACAAUGUUUUAUGGUUUGAUCUUUUUUUUAUUUUGAAGGUUGAGAAAUUCCACUUAUCCGUACAUCAAUAUUAGUCUCAGAGAAAGUAAUUUAUGUACAGUGUUUCUACGGUAAAGAAUAAAACUCCUUGAAACUA